AUGUCUAUGCCUACGCCUCGUUGACGUCUUGCACAGUCAGCACUUCUGACCCAUAUAAAUCCCCACCGCUACAAAAUCUGUCCUUCCUCUGCCACGACGUGGAGACAGCAACUCCGUCCAUCCCCCAUCUAAUAAAGAAAGCCAACCACCAAAAUGACUACGGCACAACCCAUAUUUUCCAAGGGAGAAGACUGCAAAGCUGGCUGGCACGACGCGGGUGCUGGUUACAAUGAGACCGACACUCAUCUCGAGAUUUUGGGCAAGCCGGUUAUGGAACGUUGGGAGACUCCGUACAUGCACUCGCUGGCAAUUGUAGCCUCCUCAAAAGGUGGACGGGUUCUGGAGAUAGGGUUUGGCAUGGCCAUCGCGGCAACUAAAGUCGAGUCCUUCCCCAUCGAGGAGCACUGGAUCAUUGAGUGCAAUGAUGGAGUGUUCGCAAGAUUGCAGGAGUGGGCCAAGGCUCAGCCACAUAAAAUUGUGCCCCUCAAAGGACUGUGGGAGGAGGUAGUGGGCGGCCUGCCUGACAACCACUUUGAUGGCAUUCUGUACGACACCUACCCUCUGUCUGAAGACACAUGGCACACUCACCAGUUUGACUUCAUCAAGGGCCAUGCCCACAGGCUGCUGAAGCCAGGUGGCGUUCUCACCUACUGUAACCUGACCUCCUGGGGUGAACUUCUCAAGACCAAAUAUGACAACAUCGACAACAUGUUCCAGGAGACCCAGAUGCCUCAACUGCUUGAGGCUGGCUUCAAGAAGGAGAUGAUUAGCACCACAACCAUGGAUAUUGUCCCCCCAAGCGAAUGCAAAUACUAUGCCUUCCGCAAGAUGAUUACUCCCACCAUUCUGAAAGAGUGAAAUGGCUUGAUGCCACUGCAAUGUCAUGCCUUCUCAAGUGCCUGUAUUUUAAAAAGCCACAUUAGUUUACUGUCAAAUCCACAAGCACUCAGGGAUGUUCAUCUUUCAAUAAACCAAUUUAAAUCACG
Molecule: messenger RNA, 986 nt
Organism: Oncorhynchus mykiss (rainbow trout)
Lineage: Eukaryota; Metazoa; Chordata; Actinopteri; Salmoniformes; Salmonidae
Gene: gamt
Product: guanidinoacetate N-methyltransferase
Biological process (GO): creatine biosynthetic process
Cellular component (GO): nucleus; cytoplasm
Molecular function (GO): guanidinoacetate N-methyltransferase activity
Source: RefSeq, a predicted model, not a curated record